Candidula unifasciata is the source of this 2226-nucleotide messenger RNA. NCBI's taxonomy places the organism in Eukaryota, Metazoa, Mollusca, Gastropoda, Stylommatophora, Geomitridae. The record is from the annotation of a GenBank genome assembly.
AUGCGGGGAGAGGGUGUGACUUGCGGCGGCUUUAUGCUGAUGUGCGGCGUACCAACGAUCAAAGAGGCCAACACAAAGGGACACUUUCCGCUGAAAGGCUGCCACAAAGAUGACACGGACUUAUUGUCGCUGCUGGACGACGACGACGGAAUGACAUGGCAGAGUUCUUUAAUAUCUAAGAUGGAAUGGGACCUACCAAAGAACAUUUCAAAUGGAAACAUCUCACAGUGGAUGCUAGCCUUCGUGGUUGACCAAUUCGGUGCUCACAACAAUACCAUAAAUGUCAGCCAUUGGAGAUUUCAUGGAAAACUUGCAUCUUUUAACGUGUACACAGUCCCUAAAGCAAACGUUCUGGAAGUACCCAUCAGAGAUAUCAAAUCACGUCUGGUGAUAAAAAUACAAAUUAUUGAACGUUUGUUUGGUGAAAUGAGUGGAGUUAGAAAAAAUGCAAAAGAACAUUUUCUGAUUUUUGAAACUAAUAUUGUGUCUCUGUCUGCAAAUGUUCCAAACCCCAAGUUUCUUCAAUUUUUAAAAGAUUCAAAUAUAGACUUUCCCAUCUUUGACUGUGGGGAAGAGGUCGGUGAUCGUAGAUAUGUUUCCUAUAAAAAGGUCUGUGAUUUUGUUGAUCACUGCAGCAACAAGCGGGAUGAACUACUGUGUUGGAAUUUAAGAGAAUUCAAGUAUAAUGGAAUGUUCUGCGCCUCGGGACAAAAGCUGCUCACCAAAGAAUAUAUGUGUGAUAAUGUCAAACACUGUAGAGACGGUAGCGACGAAGAAAACUGCUUUAAUAAAGACUGUAAAAGUGUACGAUGUCAAGACGGUUCCUGUCUGCCUCUACAGUGGGUCAAUGAUGGGCAUUUGGACUGUUUCAUUUACAUAACUAGUUCUUCCGAAUGUACGGCGAGUGACGAAAGCUUUCAUGAAAACCUCCCUCAACUAAAUAACAAAAGCUGUGUAUUUUCAUGUAACCGUGACAUAUGUAUAGAAGAAUCUCAGCUUAACGAUUCAGUAAAAGACUGUAAAGGUCCCGAAGGACGAUUAGCAAACACUUUUUGGAAGCUUGAGCCAUCAAACACUUGCAGGAAUAGCCACACAUUGAUUUCAGACUUUACGAGACAAUAUUUCAGCCCAACGCUGAAACUGCAGACAUUAGAUUUACGAGGUAUUCUUGCACAAGAUAUCGACGACUAUUUAUUUCAUGAUCUCACAAUUAGCCAGACGUUGUAUUCUGAUCUUUUCCAGAUUUGCUGUCCUCAGAUUAAGGGAUUAAUAAUUUCCCCACGAGCAUGUGUGGCUCCUGUAGACGUAGACGCCAUUUCCUCGUGUGCUAACCUUAUAGGGCUUGAUAUUCAGCGAUUUCUUCUCUGGAUUGUUGCAAUUCUCGCAGUUCUGGGAAACGUGACGAUCAUUGUGUAUCGGGUAAUCUGGGAUAGAUCAGUUCUCCAGACAGGAUACGGUCUGUUUGUGACAAACUUAGGUAUAUCCGACUUCAUUAUGGGUGUCUAUCUGUUGUUGAUUGCCGGGGCUGAUUCUUUCUAUCGUGACAGCUAUGUUCUCUAUGACAAGACUUGGAGGAACAGCGUUGUCUGCAAGUUGGCUAGUUUUAUGGCCUUUCUGUCGUGUGAAGCAUCAACGUUCUUUAUUUUCCUGAUCACCCUCGACAGAUUUCUGGUGAUGAAGUUUCCAUUCGGUCAAGUAAAGUUUACGUUGUCUCACAAAACUAUCGCAGUUGUGAUGUCCUGGGUGGCCAGUUUUCUACUUUCACUUGUUCCCAUUGUGUUCAACUUUGACAUCUAUUCUUCCAACGCAAUGUGUCUUGGCCUGCCCCUAACAAAUACCUACGCUAGAGGUUGGGAGUAUUCAGUUGCAGUUUUUAUUAUUUUCAACCUGAUCAUGUUUGUCUUUAUUGCAUGUGGUCAAUAUGCGAUCUUCCGUGCCAUGUCAGAGAACAGAAUAUCUAAGACAGCAACUAACAUGCCUUCUUCACGACGUGCUGAAGAUAUAACAGUAGCCAAACAACUGUCUCUUGUAGUUCUGUCUAAUUUUCUCUUCUGGUUUCCUGUGGGAAUCAUGGGACUGAUGUCUCUUGGAGGUCAUGAGGUCAGCAGUCAGGUUUAUGCCUGGACAACAGUUCUGCUUCUGCCCAUCAACUCCGCCGCUAAUCCUGUUCUGUACACUAUUCCUGCCCUACUGGAGAGGUGGCAGCAGUUCAAACGUGGAGGUUAA